CGCCAGCGUCCCGGCCAGCGUCCCCGCCAGCGAUGCCGAAGGCGGCCGAGCCCCCGGGGCGUGGGUCGGACCAGGGGCCCGGGCCCUGUAAGCGGGCGAAGGCUGCGUCCGGCGGCCCCGCCUGCCCCCUGAACUUCGCCAGCCCCCGCCUUCUGUUUGGAAGCCUGAUCGCGCCCGUGGAGCCCGAGACUUUUUUCAGGGAGUUCUGGGAGAAGCAGCCCCUUGUCCUCCGGAGGGACGACCCGGCGGUGGCGGCCUACUGCCAGGCGCUGUUCAGGCUGUCGGAUCUCAAGAGUCUGUGCGGCCGCGGCCUGCUCUACGGCCGAGACGUCAACGUCUGCCGGUGCGUCAAGGGGAAGAAGAAGGUCUUAAAUAAAGCCGGCAGAGUGCACUUCCUGCAGCUGAGGAAAGAUCUGGAUCAGAGAAGGGCGACGAUUCAGUUUCACCAACCUCAGAGAUUCAAGGAUGAGCUUUGGAGGAUCCAGGAGAAGCUGGAAUGUUACUUCGGCUCCUUGGUUGGCUCCAACGUGUACAUAACCCCUGCCGGGUCCCAGGGCCUCCCGCCGCAUUACGAUGACGUCGAGGUCUUCAUCCUGCAGCUGGAGGGACAGAAGCACUGGCGUCUCUACCACCCCACCGUGCCCCUGGCGCGGGAGUACAGCGUGGAGGCCGAGGAGCGGAUCGGGAGGCCGGCCUACGAGUUCACGUUGAAGCCGGGAGAUGUCCUGUACUUCCCCAGGGGGACGGUUCACCAGGCAGAUGUCCCUCCGGGGCUGGCGCACUCUACCCACGUGACCAUCAGCACCUACCAGAACAGUUCCUGGGGAGACUGCCUUUUGGACACAGUUUCGGGGCUUGUGUUUGAUGCGGUGAAGGAAGACGUGGCGCUCCGGGCCGGCAUCCCCCGGCAGCUGCUCCUGCAGGUGGAAGGCACAGCUGCGGCGAGGAGGAGGUUAGGCGGCCUCCUGAGGACGCUGGCCGACCGGCUGGAGGGCACCGGAGCGCUGCUGGCAGGGGGCAUGAAGAAGGACUUUGUCACCCACAGGCUCCCCCCCUACCACGAGGGAGACGGAGCAGAGCUUUCAACGCCAGGUGGACGGGUGCCAAGGCUGGACAGCACGGUGAGGCUGCAGUUCAAAGACUACAGCGUCCUCACGGUGGGACCGGAUCAGAAUCAGUCUGAUGAAACUCAGGAAACGAUGGUUUACAUCUAUCAUUCCUUGAAGAACAGGAGAGAGCUGCACAUGAUGGGGAAUGAGGAAACAGAGUCUCACGGACUCCGCUUUCCUUUAUCACAUAUGGACGCUCUGAAGCAAAUCUGGGGCCACUCGACUAUAUGUGUCAAGGACCUGAAACUAACUACAGAUGAGGAAAAGGAAAACCUGGUGUUAUCCCUCUGGACAGAAUGCUUAAUCCAGGUAGUCUAGGGCCGUCCCAGAACCACGGUGACCGACUCAGCCGCACAUGCAGAAAGAAGAGCAAACAUUUACGUGCCAGGGAGCUCCUGGUGCUUGGAGCCCGCAGCUGGGAAUGGUUCUACGACAGCUUUCCUUACGUGAGACCUGCCUGGUUCUGGGAGGCAGGUGCACAGAAGAAAGAGGAGACCAACAAAACUGUACUCUCGACAAACUCCUUUAAUCCAGUGUGAUAGAAAAGGCACAGCUCCAAUAAAUGUAUCACUGAAAUUUAAA
Canis lupus familiaris (dog) is the source of this 1691-nucleotide messenger RNA. RefSeq names its product ribosomal oxygenase 2 (gene RIOX2). Gene Ontology annotation, cellular component: nucleolus. Gene Ontology annotation, molecular function: histone H3K36 demethylase activity; histone H3K4 demethylase activity. The coding region runs from base 33 to 1427 and encodes 464 amino acids. The record is from RefSeq and is a predicted model, not a curated record. The transcript has 9 exons. NCBI's taxonomy places the organism in Eukaryota, Metazoa, Chordata, Mammalia, Carnivora, Canidae.